AGAAGAACGUUCAAAAAGGUGCUGACAAUGGUUUUGCGUGGCGUACGGGGUGGAUACCACUCGCGAGGUGGAGGCACACGAGGAGCUGGCCGUAGCUCGUACCACGGCGGUAGUGGAUAUCAUGGCUCGAACCAUCAUAACAGCAGUAGCUAUGACAACCGGAACGAUAACCGAAACAGUCGGUAUAGUGGCAGCGGUGGUGGAGGUGGCGGAGGUGGUGGUGGUGGCGGUGGUGGGUACGAUUCCCGUAACUCGUCCCGUUAUGAGUCCGAUUCUCGGUAUUCUCGGCACGAUAGCCGCAACGAUAGCUACAAGCGGUCCAAUUCUUCCAAGUACGAGGAUAAUCGUGACCGUCGCUCGCCGGAUCGGAAGCGUCCUCGCAGCGAUCACAACACUCAGGGAGGAAGCUCGCGGCGUGAUUAUGGCAGCAGCGGCAGUGGUGUAGGUGGCCGUGGCGGAGGAUCAUCUAGUCGGUACCACGAGGGAGGCAGUUCCAGCUCGUCGUACGACAAGCGUGGUAGCAACGAGCACCAUUCGUCGUCGUCCGGUGCGGCCGACCGUUCGGCUAGCAACAAGUUCGAUCAUCAUCGCAGCAGCAGCAGUAGCAGCGCCAGUCGUAGUCAUGGCGGUGGCGGCGGUGAUUCUGGCACCGGUUCUUACAGGUCAAGGGACAACAACUCUUCCAGCAUGGGACCACCGCGGUCGGUGGCGAUGCGAAGCAGCCAUAGCAGCAGCGGUGGCGGCGGCGGCGGCCGUUCGGUGAUGCGCCCACCGUUGAGCGGUGGCCACCGAGCGCACCUUGGCGGUAGCUCACUCAUGGGCAGUGGGGGAAUGCAUCGCCGGGGUGGUGGUAUGAUGCGGGGAAGAAUUUCGCACUACCGCUCCGAUGGCCGGCGAGGCAUGCUGACGUCACGCAUCAUGGGUGGGCACCACCGGCGUACGGAUAUGCGACCGAUGACGAUGCACAACCGGCGCUACCCGUCGAUAAGGGGUCGAGGCGAUAUGCGGAACCGUAUCAUGGGUAGCGACGCAUUGUCGAAACGUGGAUUAGAUAUGAAGAUAUCGAAGAAAGUACUCAUCAAGCGUGCACUUCAGGCAGCAAAGGACGGGUACGAAGAUUCCCCGUCCGAGAAUGAUGACGAUGACGACGAUGAGGAGGAGGAUGACGAUGGUGGUGAUGUGGAUGCGGGACCAUCUCAUGCUAAAAAGUCAAAGAAAGCGGACGCCAGCGUUGCGGAGGACGAUGAUGAGGAGGAGGAGGAUGUGAAGAAUAAGGGAGAAAAAAGCGAACUUUGGGAUGAUGACGAUGAUGGGGCAGAUGCAAAAUCAAAAUCAUCGGCGCGCAACGAGGAAGAUCAGGACGAAGACGAGGCAAACAAAACUGGUACUACGGUGGACGAGCCGGACGAAGAAAAGGGAAAGGAUGUUGGUAAGCAGCAAACAUCGGCAAAGAAAUCGAUCAAGAAGGAGGAAGCGAAGGAAGGUGCGGAAGGAGAUCGGAAAGCUUCAGAUGAAGCUACCGAAAGUAAGCGAUCGACCAAGAUCAACACCAAGUACCGGUCGUCGAACUUUAUCAAGCUGACGUGUGUGCACUGUAAGCUAAAGUGUGUCACUUUUAAGGAGUACCAGAUGCAUCUCUAUUCCCGUAGCCAUAAAAUGAAAAUGCGCUCGCUGGCCGUCAAAUGCCGCGAGCGGUUGCUAGAAAUGCGUGCCGCUCAACGAAACGCCCAAAACGACGAGGAUGGAAAAUCGGACGAUGGUGCGGGUGGGGAGGAAGGGAAGCGUCCCGGCUUCUGUAUGAUGUGCCGGUUAAACUAUCGACAGCAGCGUGCCGUACAUCAGCAAUCAGAAGGGCAUAAACUGAUGAAAAAAUUCCUGAUGCCGUACUGUAACGUGUGCAAUCUGGGCUUCAAGAGCCCGAUGGCUUACGAAACGCACCGUGCUUCGUUGGAUCAUUUGAAAAUUAAGGCACGCGCCGAACGGUACGGUUCAUCUAACAAGGGCGAUGAAUCGGGUGAGGAGAAUCCGCCCGAUACGGGUGAUCUCGAUCUGAACAGUCUGACGAUCGUCGAUGAAGUUGGCAAGGUGGAUGAAAUCUGUGACCCGGCCGUUGCUGGGGAAACGCCUGCGAGAAAGCAACGUGCCAGUGGUAGUGGUGGCGGGUUUGGAGAGGCUGGUGGACGUGCCGGAACGGAGGACGACGAUGACGAGGAUGACGACGAAGAGGACGAGGACGAUGAAAACCAGAUGAUUAUCGGAGAGGAGCACGUGAAGAAGGUACAGGUGCAGUACUGCGAUCUGUGCAAUAUCUAUUUGCCGCGUCGUUUUGAAAACCAGGAACGGGUACUGCGUGACCAUUGCAAGAAGCGAUCCCAUCUGAAGCUUUACAUUCGUUACCGUAAGGAUAAGAAGCUACGUGAACAGGCGGAACGGAUUCAGAAGAAGAAGCUAAAGGGGGACAAGGAGGCUGCGACGGGAACAAAGGAUGAAAACAAAAAGAACGAUUCGGUUGGAUCCACUGACUCGAAACCAUCGAUUGAUGGCGAUAGCACCACCGGAACUAGCAAACCAACGGAAACGAUUAAAUCAUCCGAUAGCAGCGAUGUAAAGUCGGAAAAGAAGCUAGAUCCCUCUGUCGCAAGCGAUGCUACCGGAAAUAACAGUACGACAAAAACAAACAGUUCCACUGCCGCUGGUAACACGAACACCGCCGGUUCGCACGAUACGGCAAGCUUUGACUCAUCUGAGGCGAAUCUAUCACUCGAUGGGAGCAAUAAUCUGGCUACGCUCGGUGGUGCCGAUGGUCCCGUCACACUAACGGACGAACAGGUCGACAAACUGAUGUGGCAAGUCGUGGACAAUGAUGAUCUGGGCGAUCUAUUGCGUGACGUGCAGGAUGACGUUGAGGAGGAGGACGACGAUAAAACGAACCUGGAGCGUUACGACAAAUUCCGGCACACGGAAAAGAAUGGACUGGAACAGCAACAACGGUCAGACGCAACUACCGGCGACGGUGCCGAGGACGAGGAGGAGGACAGUGUUCCCAAAAAGUCCGCAACCGGUAAGAAGGGCGCGACAGCUGCGAAUGGUGGUGCGGAUACGGCUGCCAAUGGUGAGGCCGGUAAGGAAUCGAAAGCGGUAGUAGGUUAG
This is a messenger RNA of Anopheles maculipalpis, 3150 nucleotides long. RefSeq names its product dentin sialophosphoprotein-like. The coding region runs from base 28 to 3150 and encodes 1040 amino acids. The record is from RefSeq and is a predicted model, not a curated record. The transcript has 8 exons. NCBI's taxonomy places the organism in Eukaryota, Metazoa, Arthropoda, Insecta, Diptera, Culicidae.